Messenger RNA from Tachysurus fulvidraco (yellow catfish), 1308 nucleotides. RefSeq names its product guanylate kinase 1b (gene guk1b). Gene Ontology annotation, biological process: purine nucleotide metabolic process. Gene Ontology annotation, cellular component: cytosol. Gene Ontology annotation, molecular function: GMP kinase activity. The transcript is spliced from 8 exons. NCBI's taxonomy places the organism in Eukaryota, Metazoa, Chordata, Actinopteri, Siluriformes, Bagridae. The record is from RefSeq and is a predicted model, not a curated record. Bases 274 to 867 code for a protein of 197 amino acids.
CACACACACACACACACACACACACACACACACACACACACACACACACACACACACAUUUACAUUUCUGGCAUUUGGCAGACUUUCUUAUUCAGAGUGACUUACAGAAGAGCUCUAAAGUCUCAGUGAUAUUCAUCCUUACUGCUUCAGUGGGACACACAGUAACAACACCAUCAGUCUGAAACUCUUACACACACACACACACACACACACACACACACACACACACACACACACACAGGCUCCACCUGCACCACAUCGACAAGCAGAGAGAUGCCAGGACCGAGGCCUGUAGUUCUGAGCGGUCCAUCCGGAGCAGGGAAAAGCACUCUACUGAAGAGGCUGAUCAAGGAAUAUGAGGGAGUUUUCGGGUUCAGUGUCUCCCAUACAACCAGGAAUCCACGUACUGGAGAAGAAAAUGGAAAAGAUUACCACUUCACCACCCGGGAGAAGAUGCAGGAGAGCAUCGAUAAUGGCGAGUUUAUCGAGAAUGCCGUGUUUUCUGGAAACAUGUACGGCACCAGUAAGUUAGCCAUACGGGAUGUUCAGGCCAAGAACCAGAUCUGCAUUCUAGACGUCGACCUUCAAGGGGUGAAAAACAUCAAGCAGACAGACUUGAACCCCAUCUAUAUCUCCAUCCUGCCUCCGUCCAUAGAGAUCCUGGAGAAGCGUCUCAGAGACAGGCAGACAGAGACAGAGGAAAGUCUACAGAAACGUCUGGAAGCGGCCCGUGUCGACAUGGAGCUCGGUAAGGAACCAGGCAUCUUUGACAUUGUCAUCAUUAACGAUGAUCUGGAAAAAGCCUACGAGAGGCUUAAAAGUGCUCUUAUCGAGGAAAUUCAGAAGGUUCAAGAUGCUAAAAAGUAAGAGAACGAAAGCCAUCUUGUCCUCUUGGGAACCGACAUGAAACCUUUCUGUCCAGCCUUCAAGCAACACAAAUCUAUUCACGGUCAUUUAUUAGAGAAACAAUCGACAUGGCACUGAAAUAAGGGCUAAGUCUUAGACAACAUGUCAUGCUAACACUGUUGCUGGAAAACGUCAGUAUGAUUUUCAUUAUUAAAGUGAAACCACAGUCUUAAGCAUAUGACGGUAUAAAAAAAAUCAUGUCUGGAAGUUCAUUACAUCAGCGUAUUAUUCUUCUUUGUGUAAAUUAUACAGGCUAUAAAAAUUCCGGGUUCUGGUAGUAAAGAUGUGCUAGAAUUUUGUGGACCUAGAGAUGCUAAGGGAUGAACCUCAUUCGGAUCGAACCGAAAAUAAAUGUCUUGAACGUGACUUGAAUGUUUAUCUGAAUAAAUGUGUAGACACUGA